CCAAACUCUGGGCCAAGUAUUAGAUAUUUGAUAAAAAAGGGCACUGCCAUUCCUGAUGUCAAGUGGGGAAGAGUUAGCUACGCCAGGAUUAUUGGGAAUUACGAUGAUUAUGAAGUUGCGACAAAAAAACUUCAAGUAGCCGAGGACACUUCCAACUUGGAAAGUGAAACAGAACCAGAAAGCAGAUUAAGGAGCAAGAAGAUAAUUCCCGAUAUUCAGCCCAGCAGCACACGAGGGGAUGUAACGUCUUCAUCCGAUGAGGAGGAUAGCGACGCGAACAAAAACAGUCCUCCGUCUGGCUCACUUCUGGAUAAUUUGGAGCUGGACCAACCAUUGAGCAUUCCUGAAAUAAUUCCCGAAACUGAAGAGCAAAGCAAUCUACAAGUAGGAAAUCAAGUUGAAACUGGAGACACCUCUUUUGUUGUUGUAAAUUCGUAGGAGUUAAAUGAUUUACGGCUGUUGAUUUCAAGGACAACGCAAAGUGUGCUAACUUUGUUGGAAAAGCAGGCUGAAGACAUUAAAGACAUUAAGGCUUUACUGAUUAAUGUGAAACAAAGGCCGGAUGGUAGGAAGGCUCCCAAUCUCAGUGCCAUUCCAAAAUUACCCCUCGACAACGAGGUAGCACUGGCGGAGUUUGAAUCUUGGCUCGAGGUGGAUUCAAAUCGCGAAUUACUGGUACGAUUUAAUCGAGAUAUUUUACAUGCAUAAUUAAACUUUAAUGUUUUUUCUUUUUCAACUGCGACACAGAUCGAGGCGAGCACUAGAAAAAUCUUGAAAAAAUUAUUUACGAAUGAAUUUGGCAGGCGAAUUAAUUUUACGGGUAAAGGAAACAAGACAUCGAUGAAAAACCUAAAACUAUUGGAAGUCGUAAAAGAAACCGUGCGAAACGUCUUUACAGUUGAGUCCGUUCCCGAUCCCAAAAAUCCCAGCGGCCGUAUUCCCACCGAUGAUAUAAUUCAAACUGCAGCAAUGAAUUGGUUUCGUUCUUCAAAAAGUAGGUGCAACGACGACGCUCCCUCGGGAAUUGCAUCAUAAUCAUGGAUCGAGAUGGAAAAUCACCGAGAAACAUUAGGCGAAUAAUUGCAAAACGGGUUAGAGAGAAUCUCACUCGUGCAAAAAACAUACCUGCUAUUAGUAAUAAUCUUGUAAAUUUAGAUAUAUGUGAUUCUGUCGUUGAGGAUAGCGAUUCAGGUAGUAAUAUUAGCAAUAAUGAUAGAAGCAGUAAUGUUAUCCAUAAUAGUGACGAGCCAUUAGUUUCCGAUUCACUAAGCGACAAUGGUGUAGUAGAAAAUAAUAGGAAUAUUUUAGAUUUAACACGGGACUUGAUGGACUGGUCGCUUCGACAUAACAUAACGGGAGUAGCUUUAAACGAUCUUCUACGCAUAUUUAACUUUUAUCAAGAAUUUAGAUUUCUUCCAUUGGAUAGUAGGACAUUGCUUAAAAACUCAAUUAAAUACUCUAUGAAAACUAUCGGUCAGGGUCAAUAUGCACACUUUGAUGUUAUUCAAAAUAUAAAACGGCAAAUAGAUUCCAAUUGUAUUCUUGCUUCUGGAAGCGAAAUUAAAUUAAACCUUAUAUUUAGUUUUGAUGGAUUGCCCAUUUCUAAGAGUAACAGUAACCAGUUUUGGCCAAUUCAAGCAAAGUGUGAAGAAAGUACGUACGGCGUAUUUGUCGUGGGUUUAUUUUAUGGCAAGACAAAACCAGAAAGUAUUGACGAAUACUUGAUGGAUUUGAUAGCAGAGUUAAAAAGUUUGCGAGUUGGGAUUAGUUACAAUAAUUUGAAAAUAUUUUGUAAGGUUUCAAAAAUAAUAGCUGAUGCGCCAGCCAGGAGUUUUUUAAAGCAAUGUAAAAGUCAUAAUGCAUACAAUGGAUGCGAGAAAUGUAUAGAUCCAGGUUUCUGGAAGGGACGUGUAAUUUUCAGAACAUUCGAUAGUCCACUUAGGACAGAUCAAGAUUUUUAUGUUCAAAAAGAUAAACACCACCAUGUAGGCAUUUCCCCGUUUACGGAGCUUAAAAUUUUGAUGAUUUCUUCGGUUCCUCUUGACUACAUGCACCUCAUUUGCUUAGGUGUGGUUAGAAAACUAUUAAGAAGUUGGGUAAAAGGUCCAUUGCCAUUUAAAUUAUCUUCUCGUGAUAUUUCAACUUUAUCAAGUAAAUUAGUAUUAUUUUCGCAUAGUUGCCCUAAAGAAUUUUGUCGUAAGCCGAGGUCAGCAAAAGAGUUAGAUAUGUGGAAAGCGACAGAGUUUAGAACUUUUCUUCUUUAUACAGGACCCGUCGCUUUAAAAGGAUUAUUGUCGCCGAAAAAGUAUACACAUUUUUUAAAUCUUUGCGUAGCAGUCACGAUUCUUAUAACUACCAAGGCGCAAGCAAAUAAUUGGAACGAUUAUGCAUGACAGCUUUUAUU
Molecule: messenger RNA, 2404 nt
Organism: Folsomia candida
Lineage: Eukaryota; Metazoa; Arthropoda; Collembola; Entomobryomorpha; Isotomidae
Exons: 5
Coding region: 1038-2393 (451 amino acids)
Source: RefSeq, a predicted model, not a curated record